Aspergillus wentii DTO 134E9 is the source of this 311-nucleotide messenger RNA. RefSeq lists its product as uncharacterized. The record is from RefSeq and is a predicted model, not a curated record. The transcript has a single exon. Bases 49 to 276 code for a protein of 75 amino acids. Lineage: Eukaryota; Fungi; Ascomycota; Eurotiomycetes; Eurotiales; Aspergillaceae.
GGCGCUUCGGAGUUUUUCUUCAUCCAGGCUGUCUUUAAGUCGCACGAUAUGGUUGAAAAAAACACCAUUCCUUUGUCCCAAAGAGAAAGAAGACUAUCCUGGUCACUCAUACAGUCUUUGACCUCUCCCACUGUCUCUUUCGGAUGUAGGGAAGAUAUAAAUUCGGAUAAUUUGAUUGGUUUUGGGCCCUUCGUGGUCUGGGUUCUGUCCAUGGAGAACAGAAAUAUUCGGGAUGCAGUGAUUUCACCGAGAUCUCCAGCAUGUAUCGUCCUUUAGAAAUUCUAAAACCCUUUGACGAUUUCUGAGCGACG